AUGCGACGACCCGCCGCGCAACGAGCCCGGAUCUACAGACAUGCGGGUGUUCGCUACGCGCCAGGUCUGGGCGGUGAAUCGGAGAUCAGUUGCUGUGUAAAAUAUAGCGUGUUCGCCUUCAACGUGCUCUUUUUCCUGCUCGGCUUCAGCCUGUUGGUGAUCGGCGUGUGGGCCCAGAUCGAGAAGAACAGCAUCUACAGCCAGUUGAAUAAGGCCUCAAAACUCUACCUUGAUCCCACUUGGCUGCUGAUCGUCGUCGGGAUGGUGACAUUUAUCAUAGGCUUCAGCGGUUGCAUCGGGUCGUUGAGGGAGAAUACGUCGUUCCUGACUUUCUAUUCCACUUUGCUAGGCCUCCUUCUCAUCGCCGAAUUCGCGGCCGGUGCUUUCGCUUACGUUUGUAAGGAGCAGUUGGACCAAUACUUCCGGAAGCUGCUCAACGACGUGAUUGAGGGCUAUCGAGACGACCCCGAUCUUCAGAUCCUGAUCGACUCGAUGCAGGAAGCGUGGAAGUGUUGCGGAAUUAACAGCGCCGAUGACUGGGACAAGAACAGCUAUUUCAGUAUGACGUCGAGAGAUAUCCAAUCCCCGGAAGCCGGUGGUGUCCCAUUCUCCUGUUGCCUCAACAGCAGCGAGGUGUCGUUCAAGAACUACUUUUGCGGCCAUGGCGUCAGGCUGCGGGAUCAAAACCAACCCGGCAGCAUCUACACUGAAGGUUGCUUGCCCAAGCUUCAGCUCUGGUUCAACAACAACGUGCUGCUCGUCGGGAUUUCGAUGCUGGUCGUGGCUGUUGUUCAGAUCCUCGGCAUUUGCUUCGCCCAGAACCUGAAGAGCGACAUCUUUGCCCAGCGGUCGAAAUGGUAUCUGGACCAU
Molecule: messenger RNA, 870 nt
Organism: Mesorhabditis spiculigera
Lineage: Eukaryota; Metazoa; Nematoda; Chromadorea; Rhabditida; Rhabditidae
Source: the annotation of a GenBank genome assembly